GAAAAUGUCGCAGAACUUUAACGAUCUCCAGCCUGGAGGGCGCUGCUCACCUCCUUCUCAUCCUCCACUCACUCCCGGCCCAGCGGGGGGAGAGAGACUGGGGCCGACACACACACGCGGAUCUAAUUUGAGCUGGCACGGCCGCAGCACUGAUCUGCGAAGCGCCGCGGAGGAAAUGAUGGAGCGGGACGCUCGGUGACGCCUCCGCGCGGCGGUGCUUCUGCCCAAGGAUUCAGACGGAGUCGUCGAGAGCGAGGAAAGGGGGAAUCUCAGGAACCUGCGUGGAUUUCAGACCACAAGAGCCUCUGAAAGUGAGAUGUCUCAACAUUGGAAAUGCAGCUCCACACGUACCUGUUGCUGUUUAUUAUCACAACAGAUAAAACUUUGGCCGUGUUGAACCACAGCUGUGGUGGCCAUGUCCGUUUGGACCAAGCGCCUGUUGGCCGGGUCAUCCUCACCUUACCUGGACUCUUUACUGACACCAGCACCCUUGACCCAGUGAGCGAAUCAGCGCUUUCCUUUUGCACCUGGGUGAUAGAGAUUCCUCCGGGGAGGAUGAUCCUCUUAACGGUGGAAAUCAGCGCACAUUUGUCGCUUCGCUGUGCCUGGAACGAGGGUGAGCGGAGUUUACAGAACGGGGAGGCAGUUCUGCUCUCUGGAUGUGACGGAGACAAAGCCAUCCUCAGAGCAUCGGGAUUCUCCCCAAUCAUCGUCAGUCUGGUACACUACGUCCAGGAAGAUGAAGGGAAUGUCUCUGACGUCCACUCAACCCACCAAUCAGACCAAGGGACUGCUGGUUUGUCUCAGACAGGACCCACCUACACCAGGACACCCACCAUUGCUCUAGAGGUUGUAAAAAACACAGUGGGGAGCAAAGGUUCCCUCCACGAAGGGCCGACAGGGCAUUUCAGGCCUCGAUCUGAGUCCAGCACCUCUUCUCCUGUUGGGGAGCUGCGGCACAACACCUCAGCCUUGUGGGGACGCCCUGUCGCUGGGAAUGCUGAUAGGGAAACUCUAUAUCUUCCUGAGGAAAAAGCAAACAAUGGGGCGGAAACAUCUGGAGCUGCUCGUGAUGCCAAAACACGCCCGUACUUUCAGGAUACGGCGAAGCCAAGCGCCUCACUAAAAAGGGUUAAUGCUGAAACUGAGAUGUCACGGACCAGUGCUGCCUCCCCCAGCUCUACGGCACCCCUUACCACUGAUUUGGAAGCUUCUAAACGCACAGAAAAAAGUGUGACUGCACAAACAGCCUCCCACUCCUCUCUCUCUUUUCCCCCCGAGAAUCAGACGCAGGAGGGCGAACUCGCCAUAAUUGUACAUGGCGGCGCUGCUGGUGGGACACCUGGAGAUAAACAGUCUUUUUCCUGGAGAAGCCAGCGAAGCACAGACCGGCUCAAUUACCAUCUGACUUCCACCGCCACCUCCGACCUCUUAAAAUCCUCCUCCGCCGCACCUCCACACUCAAGCAGUGCAAACGCUGACACCGAACCCACUUCAUCAUUAUCCUCACCCACCGCCCACAUCCCACAGCGCAGCCCUGCUGUUGGUGCCGCGGAGGCUGCUGCAGGUCAUCCACGCGCAAACCGCAGUGACUCACUUGCAUCCUCUGCGUCUGCUGUUGCUCAUCCAACUACAGUUGAAUUUAAAAGCAAACACAUGCAGCAAACCCUUACCCCUUUUGGUGCCACAAGCUCUCCUGAAAGCACUGAUGGUCUGGUUUUUAGGUCGGCACAAAAAGAGGACAAAGACACACAGACAGAAAGUCCUGAAAAAAUGUCAGUUUUUCCACAUGUGACCACAGAAAUAACCUCCACUCUGCCUGGUGGUAUGAAGGAUGGACAGACUUCUGCUUUUACUGGCUCUUUAUCUGUAACAGCAGCACAAGCGACAAAAGUCCAGAACUUGACUUCAGCAGAGACCACCGGAGAGCCUUCUACUUACACUGUGUUUCAUGACAGUACGCCCACAGGUUGGUUGCUGUCCAGCUUGACCACAGACUCCUCCACACCUCCCUACACACUCCAACCACACUCUGAGCUUUCUGUCGACAAUCAGAAAGCUGUCAUCUCCUCUGUGAGUGAAUCCUACAUCCACACAAUCCACCAGAGACCUUCACCAUCAGGUUCUCACAGCCGCCAGCUUCUCCCAACUCCCACUAGCAUCUCUCCUACGUUCGAACAAACCCAGCGUGUCGCUGCUUCUGCUUACACCACUGCUGCCUCACCUGCAGGAUCAGACAUAGAGGAAGAGGGUGAGUUUAGGUCACGGUCUCCCACAGCUCAACCGCUGAGCCGUUUCACACACACAGCCUCUGCUGGGACCUCCACACCCACACAGAGCUCCACCAGCAGUCCGAUGUUCUUCAUUGUGCCCAAUCAGCCAGUAUCCAUCAGAGAGGACUCAGUUGAGCUGCUGCUUCAGAUCAUCGUGGAAGAGGCUAAAUCUGCUUUAGAAGCUGGUUUGGAGGAAGACACAGCAGUCUGGAUGGAGCCAUAUCUGCAGAGAGCUCCGGGCUUCAGCAAGCUGCUGGGAGUCUGGAGCAGUGGCCAUGCAGUACAGAGUCUGGUGGCUUUUAAGACCAGAGGGGUGCUGCAGUGGCUCAACAUGACUGGAUCUGCUUCACUGCUGGAACGCACAGGACUGGCUCAGGCUGUUCGUGAAGGGAAGACAUUCAGAUCAUCCAGGGUUACAAACAUCACUAUUGGAGGACUCCAGGGGGAUGUGUGUGGCUGGUUACUGCAGUGCCCUGAAGGCUACAAAUGUGUGCUUCAGCCUGGCUCAACAAACUAUAGCUGCUCCUCUGUCUGCCACUUUGACCACUGCCACCAUCAUGGCAUCUGCACACAUCAUCCAGAUCAACUUCCUGUCUGCCGUUGUCUUGUAGGCGAUGACUUCUGGUAUAUGGGUCAAAGGUGUGAUACAAAGAUGACUCGAGCGAGGCUUGUGAGUGCGUGUCUGGCCAUCUUGCUCAUCGCAGUGAUCGUCAUCGGCACAUUGGCCUACGUGGCUGUUCGGCGCUAUCGAGACAUUCUGAUCCAGGCCAAAGUGGACCAGACCCGCAGCAGCUAUCGCAGGUUCAACCAUUUUGACGAGCUGUCCGGCCGCUUCUGGUUGCGUUCGUGGGCGGGAUCUGCAGAUUCCCUGGACAAUCUCGGCUUCACUCGCUCGGAUGAUGUGCUGCAUCUGCGGGCGCGCGACCACCCCUGUUGUUUUCAUGACGACACGCUGUCCCUGCCUUCCACCUGUCCCAGUCAUGGAGCACACAUUAACACCAUCUACCCACACAGUUCCCAGUAUGGUUGGCGGGGGAGUGGGGUGAGCAUGGGAGAUGGCGUGUUGGACUCAGGAAAAGCCAGUGACCUGUCUGUCUGUAGCUGGCCCGUAGAACCCAUUCACUGGACUCCAUUUCCGCUUCUGCAGCAGCUCGCUUCCCACCGGACUCCAGCACAGGUCCGGGUGUCACGUCCACGUUCCUACUGUGAAGGCAUGGAGCUGGUAGACAUGGGGAAAAGCUGGACAGCAUGAUCCCCUCAUGGAAUAGACCAAUUUGAGCUCAAAUUAUUGAAAUGUAGAUAAAAUAUUAAUGUUUUGAUAAAAUAAAAAUAAAGCAGUUCCUAUAUGUGUGGGUGUAUGGGUGGGUAUUUGUAAAAUCUGAUGCUAGAACAUUGUUCCAGUUGUCUAAAUGCUAGAUUUGUGUUGUUUAAACCUUUCUUUGUGACAAGUAAAUUGAAAUAAAGGGCAAAAUAUGAAUUUUACUUUGGCUUGAACAUUGUAAGACUUUUUCUUGUAUUUACGUGCAAAAAAUUAAUGAAAAUAAAGAGUUUUAAGAUGAAAACUUGA
Oryzias latipes (Japanese medaka) is the source of this 3840-nucleotide messenger RNA. RefSeq names its product vascular associated protein (gene vap). The record is from RefSeq and is a predicted model, not a curated record. Lineage: Eukaryota; Metazoa; Chordata; Actinopteri; Beloniformes; Adrianichthyidae.